Molecule: messenger RNA, 4616 nt
Organism: Haliotis rufescens (red abalone)
Lineage: Eukaryota; Metazoa; Mollusca; Gastropoda; Lepetellida; Haliotidae
Exons: 1
Coding region: 2091-2954 (287 amino acids)
Source: RefSeq, a predicted model, not a curated record
UUUUAUUCACAGAGCCCGUCGCCUUAAAACUUUUAAAGCGGCCACGAAACAUAAAAUUAAUACGACGCUUUUCAGGAUACGAAGCGACAAUGGCUAUCGCCGUGUCGCCUCUCUCUUCCCAACACGGCGAAACCGGGCCAGUCCCCUCAAGUGCUAUCGCUUACACAGGUGAUAAUGUUAAGAAUCUACAAACACAAGCGAUUCUCCUCCCAUUCAGCCAAGAUUUAUUACCUCAUAAGACUUUUUAAGUCUUACGCUUGCGAAUUCUUUCAGUUUCUUUUGAGACCUGUACAAUGGAGAACGAUCGAUCUUUGUUCUUUGGAGCACUUACCCUCUUCCAACACAACUUGUUAGUGUUGUAAUUGUUAUUGACAUGGGGUUUGGUCAUUAAGGCUGGUGUGAGAAUAAUUAAGGUGAACCUUAAGGUGACGGGUUUCGGUUCGUCAACUUUAAAACAGCUAAACGUGUUCUGAGCCGAAGACUGGAUGAGUGCGGCGUUAAACAACAAACAAACAAACAAACAUAACCUGGGACGGACAACUGUGAGUGAAUUGAGUUUUUCGCAGCUUUGAACAUUAUUUCAAUUUCAACACGAGUUGGGAGGCUACAAUGCGAAGAUCAUGGACGUUUACUUCUUCCGUGAAACCUGCUAGCACGGGUAGGGUGAUGAUCGAUCAAGGAACAUAAUCGGGACUAAUUGUUAUAACCCACUAGAUCAGCGGAUCACCGUACGAAUAAGGGCCGUAACUCGGCACAACAAGCUGCGGCGUAUUGGACAAAUAGACCACCCGAAACCCCGGAUGAGCAAUGAUAAACUACAGUGUAUAACGUUGUCUUGACCAGUCGACACUUGAAGACACUUGAAGACGCAGAAGGCUCUUCGAGACAGUAAAACUAAACUGAAAAAAAGACGGCAGGUUUUGGAUUUGUUGCCGUGCCUUCCAAUACUGAUGCAAGUGGACAGUCCACCUGUCGACGUUGUUCGUCGUCAUCAACAACCAUAGGCCACAUAGUAGCAUACAACCUCGAGGCCAUUGCCGGACCGACAAAUGCGAAUAUGUUUUAAUACGAAUUUAUUAUGAGUUGGAGACGAGUCACUUCAGACUCUUUUCACGUGUUUAAUUUGUAGCUAAGAAACCCAGUACUCGCUGAGGCCUUUCGUGUCCUGUUUGUCAGCCAUGAACGAAACAUAAAUCUACAGAUCAGUGUUAAGAACGCUACCUAUGGUGUCACUUGUUUGAAGCUGGACUUCCUGGUUCUAACUUAAGAGUGUGAGUAUUAUUGAAGAAAGCCCUCGUGUAUUAAUGGAUCUCUUGAAACCUAUAUUCAAUAUCUUUGGAAUGAACUUUUUGUUUGAUGCAGUCGAGCUGAAUGUGUCGAGACAUAUCAGGCGGAAACAAAGAACUCUGAAACCUACCACGCUGGUGGCACUCAAACCCUCCUACUUAUUUUCACUGUUUUAAUUCACGCCUGGGCGUUUAUGGGGCAAGAACUUUGCGGGGGAGAUGGUGUCCUGUUCCAGUGUUUGUUCGACGAAUACAAAGAUAAUAUCAACACAUUGCGAGUCUCCUUUCUCAUAUAGCAGUGCGGCUGCACAUUUGAAUUGACAAAGAUUAAACAAUAAUUGAACCUUGGAAAUUUGAAUGGUGUUGGAGCUGUGCACACUAUCUGGUUAUACAUCUGAUCUGGCGCGAGUCGGUCGACAGCAGGAAAUUGAUUCUUUAAGAGGAAGUAUUGAUUAUUGCAUGGUUGAAACACUGAAUAACUUCUGAAAUUCUAAUCCAGAUAGUGAACAAAGAAUACUAAAUCAAUUAUGUACAAUUGUUAGUAACGGGUGCAUAUCGGAUAAUCCGUUAAUACCCCAGGGGUUCAAGACUGUGAAUGCUGUCAGCAUUUGGCUGAAGACGAGUGUUGACAUGUAUAUUAAAAGUGAACGAAAUGUUUAAUACUGUCGGACGUCGAUAUAUCACAUCUGGUCAGGGACAUUCUUGUAACCACUGCAACCAACAGACCACUGGAUUUACCGUUUGCACACCUGUGUAUACAAGAGGCGUGGGAUCUUCUUUCAACAGCGUCCUGACUCUCAAAUCAUGAGUUUGAAUCCCAACCUAGGUCAUCUGUACCACGACAACAGUAUUGGCGGAACACUGACAUCCAUCGAUGCUCGGGAGCAACUGCGCAUGCGUGAGAUAAAUAGGCGCGAGCAGCGAUAUCUAGCUCACCACACGUGCAUCCUGGACCGCGCAAAAGACAUCUGUGACCGAUCGCGAAGAUGGGAACAGGAAAAUGUUAAACGACAGAUUAAAAAGAUCAAAGAGAAGACUCUAUCACUUGAAAAGAAUCUCAAACAAGAAGCCAAACGCUCCGCAGAUCACCAAAUUAAGUCUUCUGUAACGUCUGCUCCAUGUCUAGUCAGCAGAAACAGUAUAUUUGCCAGCUUACCCAGGCAGGUUAAAUCAGCUUCCGACUUAACAGUCUCACCAACGCGACAUGUUGUCAAGUCGAACAGUUUUCAGAAGCGCAGCAACCAUGUGGUGCGGGCUCUGUUGAAAAUGUACAGUCGGAGUGAUGAAAGGAGGCGCCAGAGCCUGGAACAACCCUACCAGCUGGACCCGGCGCAGAUUGAUAUCCUCCACCGAGCCCGGGUUGUCCUCAAAGGGACCGACUCGGAGGAUGAGGUGUUGAAGAUGCUCGGAGGUGUCUCAGGGGGACAUAGACCUCAGCCACCAGAUUUGUCGUCGGAACAGGUGGACUUCCGGCCAAACCGGAAACAACACGGCAGAAACGGUGGGGAUUCUGAGUCAGAUGUUGACGGUCAUCAAGCUUCAUGGACUCUAUUCACGAAGUUACCUGAAGUAUGGAAACAGGAGUCUGGGAUGAGAUCUGGGCCCGAUGUCGGCAAACCUAAACUAGUGACCAUCACAGCGAAAUACAGGAAAUCAAGAGUAUGCUAAGGUAUCAUUGUAUGUAGCCUAUCAACAUGCUUGCGCAUCUUUGAUAAUGUUUUACCAUUUCCGAACAUUGAGAUUUUGUUUAUGGAACGAAUGAGUUACUGACACUCUUCUCGUGUUGUUGCUUUUUACCAAUUAUGAGAUAGGCUCUUGUGUCAGCUGUGUCAUUCACUGAUUGAGCUAAUGAUCCGCCACUAUCCACCUUGACGAAUCGACCAGAACUGAAAAUUGAUAAUUUUGAUUCAUGGAAAAGAUGCUGUGAAACCGCAUCACUCUGCAAUCCCGUUUCCGGACAUAACUGUCAGGAGUGGCUGUGCAUAUUCAAAGGGCAUAUAGCUCAGUGUCCACGAUAUGAUUCAGAAAAUGUUGUCAGGACGAUUUCACCGAGAACGGUAGUCCGGAUUUUCGGGGUUUCAUUGUAUUUAUAUGGAUCACUCUGUCAACAGUGAACAAAACUAUAGGCUUCUCAAAAUCUUGGUUCAUUGAUGUUUUUUUUUAUGAUAUUCAUAAAAGUCCGAAUAAAAAUCAUGCACAUAGUUACUUUCUUCCACUGCCUUUCGUAUAUUUUCAUCUUCCUUUCGCGUGUUAUAGGAAAACGUAUUGUUCACAAUUUUAACAAUUCUAUCGAUUUCAUUUCUUGACAGCUGUCUCACUGAAACCAAUGGAUUAUUUUGAAUUGAAAUAACAUGUCAUGCAUACGAAUACUAGUGUUUGAAGGGGAAAACCGACAUUUCUAACCCCAGAAUUAGAAGAUAAACAUUGCGCCUUUUUUAUGUAGAGCUAGGUAUCACCUGUAGAUUUAACCCCACUAAACUGAAUUUGGAAGCGAACGCGCUGCGUGAGGUCUCAAGGUUACAUGACAUUACAUGAAUCAAUGUAAGGAUUACUCAUUACUCGAGACACUAAGCUUCAUAGGAGUCUCCUGAUAACAUUGUACGUUUACUUGGGAAUGUUUUCGUUACAUAUGAUGGCAGGGUGUCGACGCGUGAAGAUUUUAACAGAAUACAUCUCGUAGCGUCCUUUUUCCAACGAGUAUUACGGAUACAUAGAGCUUGCAGUUUCUGCCUUGAUGGUUGUCUAACCUCAUACAUAAUGGGUUUCCAAAAGCAUCUAAUUUUCAUCAAAACUGACUGCAAAAUGCUUCCUUUACAGUGUGUUACUAGAACCCUACCGCCUUCAAUGUGACUUGAUAACCAAACUUUUACCAUGGUUUGUCCAAACAUCGUAAGGAUCAUCUAUAAGUUUUGUGAACUUGUUAUAAUUUUUUUAUGUUCAUUUCAUUGGUAACUUUGAGCUUCACUCUCACCAAUACAAUACUGGAACACAACAAAAAAUGUCUGUACUCCAAUACAAUAUAUCUAAAUAAGUGUUCACAAUUUUGUGAUAUGAAUGAAUAACAGAUCACAUGACCCAUAUUGGCAACAUCCUAAUGUAUAUUCACUCAUUGAGAACUGCUUUGUAUACUCAAGUAUUAAAAUGAUAAUAUGGGACUUUUGAGUUGAUUUUUGUGACAUACUUAACCCCAGUUGAACAUACUAUCAUGACAAGGCAAUAUGGUGGAUGGCUUAUGUUAUUGACAUUUAAAAGGUGAAUAAGUGGCGUAUGUGUUCAGUCAUUCAUUGAGCAAGUGAGAUAAAUGCCUAUACCACCGAAAUCUGGAUCACU